Durusdinium trenchii is the source of this 1192-nucleotide messenger RNA. The record is from the annotation of a GenBank genome assembly. NCBI's taxonomy places the organism in Eukaryota, Dinophyceae, Suessiales, Symbiodiniaceae.
AAGGUUGCUAGGCCAAGCAGCAGAAGCCUGAAUUGCCAUGGCACGGCGUAGCUCCUUCAGCGAGAGAGAGAAUCCAGAAGGCGGCUGCCAUAGUGAAAUUUUACUGUCCAGAGAGAGGCUUUCUUCCGCCGAACUUCUCCAGUUUGACCGGCGACCAAAUGCCCCACCGGUGUGGCCAGCUGUCCUCACAAGCUUCUUGCACAGUGUGAGUCUCGGUGCUGCAAUGAUGACCUGGCUAGAGGUUUGCAAAGAGGUAGUGGGUUCCGGAGGAGGGAAAGAGGAUACUGAAGCACAGACCUACUAUGGACGACUGCUCGCAGUGAAUGGAGUUUGUGAGCUCGUUACCAGCCAGCUUGUGGGAGUAGCAAGCGACAAAUACGGCAGACGCAGUGUUCAGAUCGCAGCACAAUUGGGACAGGUCGUCGAUUACCUUAUGGCAGCACUUUGUCUACCUCCUUCAUUUGGCUACUUGCCGCAAGUUCAACGAGUGAUGGCAUGGACCGGGCUGUUCGCCUCUCGGGGAGUAGCUGGACUGCUUGGAAACUACAAGGUGACUUUACAGUCAUACACAUCGGAUAUUUCUGGAGCAGAAGAAUGCCCCCAGCGCAUGUCAUAUCUUGGAGCGGCCAUGGUGGUUGGCAUGUGCAUGGGCAGCAUGGUCGUUGCCAUUGUGGAGAAGAUGCAGCUAUCAUUCAGGGCUUGCUUUUUGACGGCAACCUGCAUGAAUGCUAUGAUUAUUGUACUGGUUUUCGUGAAGUGGCGGGACAUCGCACCCAGAAAGAACUUUACAUGCAGGGAGACCAACCCUUUUGUUGGUUUGCAUGUCUUGCGAAUCAACCAGGCUAUGGCCAUAACCUCAGUAGACAAGGGAUGAAAGGGGCUGAUGUCCAGAUAGCUGGAAGCUAUAGAGGUUCUCACUUCUCUCACGGCUAGGAGUUUGUGAUGGGAAACAACACUCAAACUUCAGCUUAUUCGGGGUGGGUCCGCGGGCCAGUGCAGCAUCAUGGAUCACAGAGACUUCAGAGUAAUUAGAACCUACUUUAUAUAUCCUUAUGCUGAUAUUUAAUAGCAUCUCAUACCGACUGGCAAGGCCAGCCUGUUUCCCAAGAGCAGCAGCCCCCCUUCCCGCACCCUUUUUGAUUGUGCAUUGUGGUACAGUGUGGAAGAAGUGCAGCUGAAGUUUGUAUGUUGU